Larimichthys crocea (large yellow croaker) is the source of this 4139-nucleotide messenger RNA. RefSeq lists its product as uncharacterized. Gene Ontology annotation, biological process: protein homooligomerization. The record is from RefSeq and is a predicted model, not a curated record. Gene Ontology annotation, molecular function: protein binding. The coding region runs from base 1572 to 3995 and encodes 807 amino acids. The transcript has 5 exons. Lineage: Eukaryota; Metazoa; Chordata; Actinopteri; Sciaenidae.
CAUCUGUCCAUAGAGAUUAGCAGAGAUGUGUCUGUCUUGUCUCAUGUAUCAAGUUGCCAAUCUGACUGCAGAGGAAGUCUUCGCUCAAAUAUCUGUUUUCCAGAUAUCUGCUGGCUACACCAGAAGCCCUCAAAUACUGACCACUGCCCACAGAGGCCGAAUCAUUGACACUGUAAAAUCAUUUUAAAAACUGUUUUCAGUGAGUUUUAGUCCUGCUGCCUUUCAAAAAUCUUUGCUCGUCUCUUCUUUUUUUUUUGCCUUCUUAUGUAACACAAAAGUUACAAAGACGAUGAUGACCACCACUGUGAAUCAGUAGCAGCGGACAUAAUAGUUUAAUAUGAGAUAAUAAGUUGACACAGUCCAAACAGCAAUGAGAGCAGUGCAUGGGGUGCAGACUGUAUAUCAAGGUCAUGUUUGCCCAGGGGAGGAACCAGUGCUCUUAGCUGGGAGCAGGCAUAGAGCAUGAUGGGAUACUAUAUUAAGAAGCUGCUAAAAUAACUGCUAAUAUAACGGCACAUCAGAAAAGAGUGUCUCAGGCACAAAGGAUCGAUGUUACUUUCUUGCAGAGUUCAGAACAGGGACCAAAUGCAUCCCAUUUAUGUGUGUCAGUGUAUUGUGGACUGUGUUAAGACUGUGAGAGGUCUGUCUUUCAUGUUCCUAAUAACAGUGCUUGAGUGAACUGCAUGAACAACGCUCAUUAAUGUGCGCCAUGACUGUCGUCGUUCAAUCUGGGGCUUCUCCUGCCAUUUAGAAUCACACUAACAUUAAGCUGCCAGAGUCUGACUCCUUCAUCUUGACUCUGUCUUGAGCUUUCAAUCGGAUCACACAAAGUUUGCAAAGUCAGAUCUCUCUGAUGAAAAUCAUGUGAUAUGAUUGAAAUCACCUGAAUCGGCUUCACAUGAAGCAUAACUUCUACUAUUUAUGCGGUUAUGUGGAGCAGAAUAUGCAUACAGCUCUGUGGAUACACUCACACAAACAUAGAGUCGUGCAUAUUUAAAAGACAAAUAACCAAACAGAAGCAGACACAUAUGUAACUACUGAAACGAGCAAAGCAAGAUGAAACACAUAAACUCUGUGUGUGUGUGUGUGUGUGUGUGUGUGUGUGUUUUGAUUUACAUGUACCUCACCUUUAAAUCUCUUUUUCAUAAUAAUAUAGUGAUAAUAACACAUAAUAAUAGGCUGAGGGACUCAAAGUCAAAUCUACAUCAGCUCUCUUUAGCUGGUUUGUCUCUUGUCUUUAUGCAUUCAGACACUCAUCUUGUGUCAAAGUGUUUGAAAAGUCGUCAUAACGCUGUUUGUUUGGCUCGUUCUGAGACUGGAGGUCACCGUCCUGCAGUCCUGUUAUCCACCACAGCACAGUGUUCAUGCUGCCGGUCCAAUAUGCAGUCCAAUACUGCAGCCUUUUGACGGAGAGCGCGCUUCCAAAUUUACCCUCCCGCUGCGCUCGCUCCCUGGUACCUUAAAAAAAAGCGCGUGCACGGCUGAAGGUCACUUAAACACAAAAGGCUUUCAGCGCUGCGGUCCAAUAUAGCGCAUGCGCGCUGCCGGAGGACUGCUUCACAGACCGCAAUAUGGCGAGAAUGCCUGCCAGCGGAGACACGGAGCGGGAGCAGAUGAGCUGCCCCGAGAGGAGCAGGGAUGAGGAGAAUGAGGAGGAAGAUGAAGAUGAGAUCCAGGAGGUCCAGAUCACCGGGGAGGAGGAGGAUGAGGAGUCCGAUAGAGAUGCUAUGGAGCUGGAGUGGGAGUCAGGGAGUACAGUGCUGGACUCCAGCGGCUCCACCGCGGAGACACGAGCGGUCGUUAUGCGGAGUAUGGACCGAGGAGAGGAGGAGGGAGAGGCGGACCCCUUCAGCGGCAGCAUCCCCGCCGGGCUGGAGUCUCACCUGGAGGGAGAGCUCCAGCGGUCAGAGCGGAACAGGCUGAGCGAGAACACCCGCCUGGCCACCCGGUAUGCAGUGAGGAUCUUCAGGGAGUACCUGAGUGAGAAAGCCCAAAGUCCAGACUUUGAAACUCUGGACAAGGAGGCGCUCUGCGCUGUGCUGCGCUCCUUUUACGCGGAGGCGCGCUCCAAAAGUGGACAGUUGUACAGCAAGUCGUCCCUCAUCAGCAUCCGGAGCUCACUGAACCGGUACCUGAACGAGCCGCCCUACUGCCGCACCUUAGACCUCACCAAGGACCCAGAGCUGCGCAGCGCUAACCUGACCCUGGCCGCGGUCAUAAGGAGGCUGGAGGAGCAGGGAGCCGGUCCCGUGGUGCAGAAACAAGCCAUCACGCGCUCGGACCUGCGGAAACUGUACGAGUCCUCCGUGUUCAACACCGACACUCCGUUCGGACUGCUCAACAAAGUCUGGUUCGAGACCUGUAUGUAUUUCUGCACCAGGGGCCGGGAGAACCAGCGGGAACUGGAGGAGGACUCGUUCGGCCUGGCAGUGGAUGAGGACGGGAGAAAGUUUGUGUAUUUUAAAGCUCUCGGACCGUACCACAAGUCCCGCUCCGCCGCCUGGACCAAGAAGCGUCCGGACGCAGACGAGGACACUUUGCCGCGGAUGUACGAGACUGGCACGGAGCAGUGCCCGUACGCCAGUUUCGUCCGGUACGUGUCGAAACGGAACCCCCUGUGCAGGGCGUUCUUCCAGCGUCCCCGGGACCACUGCUGCGCGAGCGACGUGACGUGGUACGAGAACAAAGCCAUCGGUAAGAACCUGUUGGGCACGAGGAUGCAGAUGUUGUCGCGCGCUGCCAAGCUCUCCAAGACCUACACCAACCACUGCAUCGGUGCCGUCUCCAUAGCAACGCUCAACAGCAUCGUGGGCGCCGCGGGCUCCAGGCCGACGACGACGACGCUUUACGUUGCCUCGGAAACGGUCAACGGUCACACGCAGUCCCACCUCCAGCUCGUGAUCCCGUACCUCCGCCGGGUAACCGACUCCGCAGAUCUGAAGCCGCAGCUGACAAUGGCAGCAACGACAAUAAACACGUCAGCGACAACAACAACAACAGCGAGCAGAGCCAGCUCUGAGGAAGACCCGGACCCGGGGGCUCCUUUCGCCAAGAAGCUGUGCGUGCGCCCCGGGACUCGCGCGGAGUCGCCUCUUGAGCGGAAAGAGAGCGAGACGGCGCCCACGAGAGCCAAGGAGUCCCAUAUUCACACACAGCCCGCCGUCCGGUCCCCGGUCGUUGUGGCCACACAGGACAGUCGUGGCAGCAGCAGCAGCAGUAUGUCCAGUCAGCAGGUCGUCUCUGUGUCUCCUGUGUCUCCUCUGGGCUCCGCUGGGAUCCCCACACCGGCCAAGCUCAACAAAACCAAUGCACCUGUCCACAUCGAUGUAGGAGGACACAUGUACACCAGCAGCCUGGGCACCCUCACCAAGUACCCUGAGUCACGGAUCGGUCGUCUAUUUGAUGGAACCGAGCCCAUCGUGUUGGACAGCCUGAAGCAGCACUACUUCAUCGAUCGUGACGGACCCAUGUUCCGCUACAUACUCAACUUCCUCCGGACCUCCAAGCUCCUCAUCCCUGAUGACUUCAAAGACUACUCUCUGCUGUAUGAAGAGGCCACUUUCUUCCAGUUGGCUCCACUGCAGGCUGAGCUGGAGCGCUGGAGGACUGAGCGGGAGUGCGGGGGUGUGUGUCUGGAGUGUGAGUGUGUUGUGAUUCAUGUGGCUCCGGAACUUGGUGAGAGGAUCAGCGUGAGCGCCCAGCGGGCCGUGAUCGAGGAGGUUUUCCCCGAGGUGAGAGACGUCACGUCCAAUUCCCUGAACACCAGCUGGAACCAGGACUCCACACACAUCAUUCGUUUCCCGCUCAACGGCUACUGCCACCUCAACUCUGUGCAGGUGUUGGAGCGGUUACAGCAGAGAGGGUUCUGGAUCACAUGCUCGUGCGGCGGUGGAGUGGACUCUUCCCAGUUUAGUGAAUACAUUCUACGGAGGGAGGGCCGGGCCGGCCGGCACCCACCCAACCUCAUCCGGAUCAAACAGGAAGUCAUGGACUGAGCUCGCUGACAUUUCCAUUUUUGCACGACACAAACACACAGACUGGGAUUAGUGAGUUAGUGUGUAUCAGUUUUUGAUACUUUACUUACAGUUGCCACAUUCAUAUCAGACAGUGGUACCACUACAGUAAAAAAAAAAAAAAAA